UCUUCUCUUUCUUUCCACGAGAGGAGCCAUGGCUACUGCUGCUGCUGCUGGAGCUGUUGCUAACUUAUUGCCAUCAACUCGCUGUGAGCUCCACAACAAACCUCUGAACUUCUUCUGCCAGAAUGAGUUGGCUUUGAUCUGCACCCAGUGUGCCAAAAGCAAGAAGCAUCACACUCACACUGUUCUUCCCAUCAAAGAAGCAGCCCAAAAAAAGAAGGCUGAAAUCCAGAAUCACGUGAAAAAGGGAAGAGAAGUUGCUAGGCUGUAUGAGAAGCAUGUUGAAGUAAGCACUCAGAAACUAUCGGAAAGGUCAGGAGAAGAACAACUCAAGUUGGUGCAUGAAUUUGAACAGUUCCACCAGGCUGCCAAGGACCAAAUGCAGUUCUUGAUUUCCCAUCUGGAAGAACUGAAAAUCGACAUCUUAGACUAUCAGAAAAAAAACCACGCCAGGCACACCGCCAACACAACCCAACUGAACACCUUGAUUGGAGACAUAGAGAGGAAGUGUGAUCAGCCAGAGGCUGAAUUCUUGAAGCAAAUGACUCAGAUCAACAGCUUGGUCAGUAACUUAGAGAAACUACGCCACGACCUUCCUGAAGAAUGCCUCAAAGAAUAUUUAGUUAUUUCAAACUGCUUUGGUGAAGGAAAGUAUGAGGAAAACAAUCUUGGUGACCUGGAACAGAGAUUGGACAAAGUCAUUGAACAAAAUAAAGUUCUGAAGAAGACACUGAAGGCAUGGAAAGCUAAGAUGCAAACCGAAUUAAUGAAAAUCAUGGACAACUGCCUGAAAUCUUAUGAGAAAGCAAAUGUGUUCUUUGAUUCGGACACCCUGAGUCCCAUGCUGGAUCUUUUAGAUUGUGAGAUGACUGUCAAGUGGAAUACAAAAGUGAAGGGAAAAAUCCCCUACCACUGGAAGAGAUUCGAAAAAGAAUCCUGCGUGCUGGGAAGCGAAGGGUUCACUGCAGGGAGAAUCUACUGGGAAAUAAAUGUGGAAGAAGGGGAGAUCUGGGCCGUGGGGGUGGCCAAAGAGUCAGUGGAGAGGAAGCACGUGGUACAUUUUGCUCCCGAAAACGGCAUUUGGGGACUGGGUUUAGUUGAGGGGGAAAAAUACGUGGCAUUUACUAAUUCUGGUGUUGUUCCUUUGUACCUCUCUGAGCCUCUCCAAAAAAUCCAGGUAAAUCUAGAUUACACUGCAGGGCAGGUGUCAUUUUUCAAUGCUGAGACCAACCGUUGGAUCUUUACCUUCCCUCCCGCAAACUUCUCUGGAGAAAAUAUCUACCCUUGGUUCUGGAUUAAGAGAGGGCUGCUCAAUCUGCCAGAUACAGGCUUUGAAGAGCUGGCUGCUGACCUUGUGUGGGGAAGGUAUAGCGAGGUGCCUCUUUAUGGAGACCCCUGGGAAUUUUUUUAUGGCUCUGACUGAAGUCCUAAGCAGACUGGCCAUCUCCUGCCAUGCGUUCUCCUUGGUUCCUAUUAAUCAGAUGUUUUAUUCCCUGGUUAGAGGCAUGGAGGCCCAGCUUCAGUGUAGAAGCUUCAGAUUUGGAUGGCCAUGAUUGAUUUCCCAGAAACCUGAAUGAACAACUAGUAUGUGAGAAUCCCUGACUAUAUUUUAGGUUACAUAAUACUAGAGGAACACACACAUAUAUAUAUCUUUAGUGUCACAAAAUAUAUGGUAUGCCUGGUAUGCCCAAAUAUAGGAGGAAGGAUACUGCUUCCUUUUUCUGUCUAUCGGCUCAUCACAAGAGACCAUCA
Molecule: messenger RNA, 1749 nt
Organism: Thamnophis elegans (Western terrestrial garter snake)
Lineage: Eukaryota; Metazoa; Chordata; Lepidosauria; Squamata; Natricidae
Product: zinc finger protein RFP-like
Exons: 7
Coding region: 29-1420 (463 amino acids)
Molecular function (GO): protein binding; zinc ion binding
Source: RefSeq, a predicted model, not a curated record